UAUAUAACGGGGGACGGGGGGUGGUCAUGAGGUCAUGAGGUCCUCAUGACCACUGCUGUAAAUAUCUACACUGAGUAAAAAAAAGUAAGUACACGUGCUGUGUUAGUGGUAAUCAAUACGUUUUCAAGAAGGAAGGCGGAAGUAAAAUAUGAAUAUAUAAAUGUGAGAGCAGAUUCAAAUCUGUUCAGGGGUUCUCCCCGUGUCACCUGUCUGGAGUUUCCUCAUGGAAAAAGUUUCUGUGUCUCUAGUUACACAAGACCUUGUGUCCAUGGCCAGACUUGACAACGGAUGGCUUCUCUCCAUCUUUUUGGUCAUCGUGCCAAACACGAAGGGCUAUCUAGCCCAGCAAGGGGGUCCGCCUCCCCCAACUCGUCUCGAGUGCUGUAUUCCCUAUGAGGAGGAUAGCGGCGUGAUGGUGCGGUCACCCAUCCAGUGCGUAUGGGACCCAGGGCCUCCCUCCAAGACCCCCUCCAUCUACACCUUACACUUGGAGUCUGCUGACAACAGUGUGCAAAAGUUCAAUGGGAAUAGUACAAAUGCGUGUAUUCCACCGACGCUGUGGUCCAGCCACAGUGAGCUGACUGUGUGGGUUGAGGCCAAGAACCAGCACGGUUCUGCCUUCUCUCCAAGGUCCACCUUCAACACAGCCAAGAUCAUGAAAUCAGCUACCCCCAACAUCACUCAGCACACCCUGGCGCCUCUGGAGAUAUACUGGGAGUCAAAGUGUUCAAAGCAGGGUCUCUCUGAGGGCGAAUGCAAGGUCCGCCACCGAGUGCUCCCAGGUGUAAGCUGGGCAGAGGUAGAGGAGGGAUUCCAGGGCGUCUACUGCUUAGAAAAAGUCCUUCCAUAUUCAUGGUAUGAGUUCCAAGUACGCUGUUCGUGUCUUGGGAGCUCACUGAGUGACUGGAGCAAAGUGUAUAAGGUGAAGAGCCCAGGAGCAGCUCCUGUUGGUAUGCUGGACGUAUGGAGUGAUUGCCAAUUAUCACCUCAAAGCGCUGAGUGCGCGCUCAUGUGGAAGACGCCUCCAGGGUGGAAUGCUGGAAGUGAAAUCCUCGGUUAUUUGGUAACGUUGUCUCAUUUGAACGGCAUGGUUACCCUGGUGAACGUGUCCAUGGUUGACAAGGCAAGCGACCAGUUGACCUGUGACAAGAAGCUGUGCCACCCUAUGGCCAAAGAUGUGACAGCUGUGAAUGUAUCAGCCUACACUGCAUAUGGGGCCACAACACCUGCUUGUCUUCGUAUACCUCUGACAGCACAAUAUAACAGAGGGGAAGCUCUUCAGCUAAGUAUGAGCGCUGAAAGACUUUUAGUGUCUUGGAAUCCCCCUACUGGAUUCAUAAACAACCAAUCGAAAUAUGUGGUGCAGUAUAAGCAGGCUGGACUCCUGAAAACUCCUGCCCAAGGCUUCGAUUGGAUCAGACUGGACAGGACCCAGAUUAAUGCCACCCUGACAGGCCAGUUUGAGAAUUACACCGCCUACCAAGUGGCAUUGUUCUUGGUAUCUCCCUACGGAGCCAGUGAUCACAUUUCAUCUGCAGUUGGAUAUGUUCAUCAAGGAAUCCCUCCCAAAGUGCCCUCCUUUGAAGUGGUUAAAGUCAAGGCCAACAGUGUGAAGGUGAUUUGGACGCCAAUUCUCCUUCCUCAGAGAAGAGGGGUGAUUGUAUGCUAUCAAAUAGGAUUGGACAGCCAAGGAGUGCAUAAUUUGAGUGAGCAUCAAGGUGAUAAAGACAGGAGCUUUCGGUUGGAUGACCUCGAGCCUAGCCAAAACUAUGAGGUUUGGAUCAGGGCCAUCACUGAGGCUGGGCCAGGACCAAAGUCCACAGCAACAUUCAAAACAGAGGGCUUUGAUUUCAACCCUCUGUUUUUCCUGGUUAUAUUUUUUUCAUUCAUACCUUUCCUCUUGAUAUGGAAAUAUUCCUGGGUAAUUAAGGAAUGCAUUGGUUUUAAGAAAGUGCCUGACCCAAGCAACAGCCAUGUUUUUCAAAAGAUGAACAACCAGAUCAACUUUUGCAUCCCUGUGGAAGAGCCUGACCCUGUGCUGUCGCACCUGGAGAUCAUUAAAUACAAGUUGGCCGGAGGAAAGAUUGGACACCGAGGAUCACAGGGGGCCAUUGGGGGUCUGAUGGACCAGGGGGAAUUGGCAGGCGAAGGGAACACUGCUUCUAGAGAGGACUGCUACAGCAAAAUGACAGACUCGGACGAGGACAGAGACGAUUAUGAGAAGCACUUCCUUCCAACUGCUAUGGAAAUUAUGUGUCUUUGAUGGUAAUGCGAUGGUUUGGUGUUGUCAAUAACGGCACAAUGUAUUUUUUGACUUUUUACUCACUGUUAAAUAUUUCUGGAUUAAAUUGUUUUAUUUUUC
This is a messenger RNA of Gadus morhua (Atlantic cod), 2362 nucleotides long. RefSeq names its product interleukin 12 receptor, beta 2a, like (gene il12rb2l). Gene Ontology annotation, molecular function: protein binding. Bases 224 to 2263 code for a protein of 679 amino acids. NCBI's taxonomy places the organism in Eukaryota, Metazoa, Chordata, Actinopteri, Gadiformes, Gadidae. The record is from RefSeq and is a predicted model, not a curated record. The transcript has 15 exons.